This is a messenger RNA of Vitrella brassicaformis, 2696 nucleotides long. Lineage: Eukaryota; Vitrellaceae. The record is from the annotation of a GenBank genome assembly.
UGUAUGCAUACCGCUGCCACACAUCGUCACACACACACACAAUUGGCCUUCUGGUCCUUAAGGACGUACUGCAAGGACGUAAGUCCAAAGGCUAUGAGCAGACGACACAGGCAGCGAAUCGACUGAGCAAGCCCCCAAGAAAGGCCGGGAUACCCUAUUUCUUCCAGAGGCCGAGAUUGGCGCCUUUGUCGGCGAUGUUCUUGAUUCCGCCGGGGAGCUUUAUGAGGUGCUCCCAGUUCAUGAGGUCGAGGAGCCCGCCGUCACUCAUGGAGCACGACCAGAUAUCCAUCAGCUCGCCACCCUCAAUCACCAAAUACCUGGCCUGCACCCAUUCACGCAGUAGGCAGAGAGAGAGAGAGAGGGCGGCGCGUGCGCGAUCUGACACAUUGAUCGUUGUCGUCAUGCCGCAAACCUUGUCGUAAAUUGCAUACGUCACUGCCGUCGCAACUACCUCGUAUUUCCCAUACAGGUACCACAAGUUGUAGAGUUGGGAGCGUGCCGCCGCGUAGAAAACGAGCGUCUCAGGGAUGUCAUGCAGCUUGCCCACACCGUCGGCGUACAACUCGGGAGCGAGUGAAAAGGCAUCUUUGAGGGUGCGGACGAACAGCCAGUCCUUGAAGUCGCGGACCUUGCAGGGAUCGUUCUCGUGCGCCGAAAUAUACUGCACGCACCUCAUCAGUCAUGCAUCCAGCAGCACUGUCGUCUUUGGUCACUUGACGUACCCGUUGUGCCCUGCAGCCGAGCAGCUCUAUUGCGACGUUGUGGGCGAAUGUAUCGACCCACUCGGCGAGCUGCUUCUUGAGGCCAUCCCACUUGUCAAUGAGGUCCUCCAACUUCGUAGGGCCUGCCGUCUCCCCCAGGAGGAGCCGCUUGCCAGAAGAGGGCUGCAGUGCAGAUGGACGACAAGGAAAAGACAUGACAAAGGGAUGUGGCUUUGGAUGGAUGCUACGUCAUCCCCGUGGCUGAGUGCUGCACUGUCAGAGAUAGACUGCAUGCACCUGCAGAUGAAACUGCACGAUGGUCAAGACCUCUUCUGAGGUCAAAACGUCUUCUGUGGUCAACAGCUCGGCGCCCUCGUCGAUGACGGGUGUGGUUGGGGGGCCUGUUAGCACGCGCUGUCGCUGCUGGGACUUGACGAUGGCCUCGGCCUCGUGAAGGCGCUCGAGCGCCACCGCCGCGCCGCCCUGAGGUCUUGCUGGGGCGCCACGGCCGAGGGACGGGACGGCAGGUGGGCCCUGCUUCGCCUGCUCGGCCAGCAUGGAUACGAAGGCGCUGAUGGUCCGCCGCACCAGGUCGUCGUCCUGAACGACAUGAAGGCGAAAUAAUAUAUCCUUCCUGCGUCAGCAGGCAGGCCAGCGAUGGCUCGUCAACUGACCACGAGAGCUGCUGGCUUCAUGACUCCACCGAGCCGCCGCCGCUGCCGGUCGGCUGCAGCGCCAAAUAGGCCGUGCGCCUUGAGGAUGACGUCGAAGUAUGCCGUCAGCUCGCUGCGGAGGUCGGCUAUCGCCUCCGCAUCCAGGGUGGGGAUCAUGCUCAUGCUCAUGCGUGUGGGGUCGAGGAUGGCCUUGAUGACCUUGUCGACGUCGGUGUGCUGGACGGACCCCCUUUCAAUCGCCUCCUUGAGCACCGUCUGUGUGUCAUCGCUGCACACAGAAACACACCAAGAGAGAGCGUGAAUGCAUCGGCCGAUGUGCUGGUCAGAUAGAGAUAGAGAUAUAGAUAUAGCCAGGCGUGUGUGUGGGGGUCGCUGUCGCCGUACUGACUACUGUGAACGGGUGAGCUGGUCGAAUCUGUAGAGAAAGGCGCCGAGCAGCUCCCUGGUCAUCGACAUGAUGUAAUUGGCCGGCUCCUCAGCUACACACACGCGCCCACGCACAGGGAGAGAGAAAGAGAGAUGGUAGGUACCUCCAAUAAGGCCCCGCGCCGCCGGCCUUUGGGUGUCGGUCUGUCUGUGUCACUCGUGUGUGUGACGAUAUUGUCGAUGAAGGCGUCGGAGGCCUUGUCGAUGUCCGUGAGAUACGCAACCAGCUGCACACCGCAGCAGACGCCUCACUGUCGGAUCAUCAUUCUCCGUGUGUCUCCUCCGUGUGCUACCUUAUUGAGGUUGCCGUAAGCGAAUAUGGCGACCAUGUCGAUAUAAGCCUCGUACCGCUCCGCGUCAAACAGCUGCAUCUGGCCCGUCACCUAUAGAGGCAGGCACACACACGUACGAGAGAGGGAUUCAUCCAAAUUGGAGAGAGACUGGGGAUGGGCAUGGGCGAAUACCUACCGUCUGUGCGACUCUCUGCAGGAAGGAGAUCGCGGGUGUGAGGACAUACGCCGGCAACGCCGCAAACUCCUCGAACUUCGCCAGCCAUUUGGUGGUCAGCUCGGCGCUUUUGGCCACAAAGUGACCCAAAAUGUCGGUGAAUUCAACGAGGAAGGAGAUAUUGGGCGGCACAGUCGACCCGCCAUAGGCCACCGCGUUGAGAAAGGGAAUAGUAGGCAUCGGAGUCUUCUCUGCGGUGCUGAUGAGGGAGCCCGCGAUCUUCUGAGGGACGGCUGGCAGCUCCUCCAAUGGGUUGUAGAUGGGCAGUCCCUUUGGCAAGCCUGAGGGCGGCGAGGGAAUGAGCUCCACAAUGCGCUUGAAGUAGACGUCCAAGUUCAGAAGGUGGGUCACGGGCAGCAUUGGGGGCAGAUAGGGCAGCUUGGUGAAG